Molecule: messenger RNA, 3768 nt
Organism: Penicillium egyptiacum
Lineage: Eukaryota; Fungi; Ascomycota; Eurotiomycetes; Eurotiales; Aspergillaceae
Source: the annotation of a GenBank genome assembly
AUGUCAUCAAACGACGGACCGGUCGUCGCCCCUGCUCCUGUGGAGGUCGAUGAAAAUGAGCCCCCAGCUACCCCGAUAGAGUCCAGUGUCGUCUCCGGAGGCGAAGAGUUGGUUAAGACCAGCCCCGAGGUAUCUAAGGAAAGUCCUGCGACCUCUCCGGCGAAGGCUAGCCCUGGUACACCUGGCACCGCGAAGCGUCCUGUAUCUGGAACAGCUACCACCAAACGGCCCACCUCGUCCUCUGCAUCGAAGCCCACGACGGGUACCGCCCGCACGAGCACCAGCACGCUGAACAAACCUCCCACUCGUCCCUCGACCACGACAACCACCCGGAAGCCACUGAGCACCUCGACCGUCUCGUCCCACCGGUCUCGCAUGUCAGUCAGCAGCUCUGCAGAUGAGAAACCUCGGUCUGUGGCGAGCUCGGGAGAUGAGAGACGGGGAAUCUCUGGCACUGCGAAGCGCAUGUCCAUGGCCGGUACCACCUCCACCCGCGCUCCUCUCAAACCUACCUCGUCUUCUAUCGAUCGUAGAUCGAGUGUCGCUGGUACUACCCCCGAGCGGAAACCUGCCACCACAACUGCACGCACUGCGACCUCGACGAGCAAGCCCGUGGGCAGGCUGACUUCAUCGACGACACCUGCAAGCCGGACUGCCACUUCCACCACCACUAGACCUGCUACUACUCGACCAACCUCGACUACGAGCGCUGUUAGAUCUACCACCGCAGCUGACCCCAAGAAGCGACUGAGUACGGUUUCUGGCUCAAUUGGCCGUGCCGGUGAUUCCGAGAAGCUACAGGCCCUUCAGACUAAGCUCACAGAGAGCGAGGAGACCGUCGCUAGUCUGAAGACUGAAUUGGAGACUGUCAAUGAGAAGCUCAGCCAGCUUUCCGUCUCGACCGAAGAGCCCUCGGGCGAUGCUGGUGCCACCGAGGCUAGUCGCGCGGAUCACACCGCAGAGAUUGAGAAAUUGACAUCAGCCCAUGCGGAGGAGCUCCAGGCCCUGCAAGCGCAACUAGACGAAGCGAAGUCCCAGCGGAAAGAGCUAGAGGAGAGCUCGCAAAAAGAGCUGGAGGAAGCUAGACAGUCUGCCGCCGCGCAAGGGGAUGGCAGAACAGUUGUCCUUCUUGACGAGCUCAAGUCAACACACCAAACUCAGCUUGAGUCCAUCGAAAAAGAGCUGGCAGAGCACAAGUCUGCAGCUACUCACUUCGAGGAGCAGAUUAGUGCUCUGAAGAAGGAACUCGAGUUCCAGAAGCUUGCCCUGGAGGAAGAGAAAGCUCUGGACCUCGACCGUUUCAACCGAGAACUCAAGGGACGUGAGCAGGUCCUGGAGAACCUUAACACGGAGAUUGUUAAGCUGACUACGCUCAAGGAGCAGGAGGUCCGUGCUGCGGAGGAGUCUGCUCAGUCGAGUGUCUCUGGUCUUCAAGAGCAAGUAGCCUCCCUCGAGGCGAAGCUUGCUGCGGCCGAGUCUCUUACCAAGCAGAGAAGUGAGCAGAACACUUUGAUUGCCGAGAAGGACCAAGAAAUCACCGAGCUUAAGCAGGCUCUUGAGAAGAUCCACACUGAGCUCCAGGAGGCACGCGAGACCGCCGCCAGUGAAUUGUCAUUAAAGGUCGAGGAGUUGGAGACUUCCCAUGAGGCUGCUAUCGCAAACCUUAAGGCCGAACAUGAAACUGCUAUCAGUGAUAUUUCGGCUUCCCAUGCGGAGAAGCUCGCUGUUGCCAUGGCGGCGGCGGAAUCGAGCGGGGCAGAACACACCACGCAACUGCAGGAACUCCGCGAUGCCCUCGAGGAGUCGAAGGCCACUGCCAAGAAAGGACAAGGAGAUGCCGUUGCUGAACUUAAGACCGCACAUGAAGCAGAACUAAAAUUGCUGCAAGAAAAGCUGGAGGCUUCCGAGAAUGCCCUCGGUGAGUCCCGCCGUGCUCUCGAUGAGGGUAACGCCUCUGCCCAAGACCUUGCCAUUCAGGAGAUCGACGCUCUUCGACACAAGUGUGAGUCGCUAGAAUCGCAGUUGACCACUGGCACUGGGAAAAUCAACAAGCUGCUCGAAGAGAUGCAGAUCAAGCAAGCCGAAGCCGAAGCUAUCCACCGCACCCUACGGGACGUUGAAGAUCACUCCAAGCAGGAGGGUGUUCAGAAGGACAACAAGAUGAAGGCUCUAGAGCAAAAGGCUGCAGAGGCCGCAUCUCUUCUCGAGCAACACACCCUGCAGGCUGCCGGUGUGGCUGAAAAGCACGCACAGGCUCUGGAAGACUUGAAGGCUGAGCAUGCUGCUCAGCUCGCGUCCGAAUUGGAGCGGGCCAAGGAGGCAUCGGGCUCCCAUGACAGCGCUCUGAGAGAUCUUCAGACGAAGCACGAUGAGUUGCUUGCCGCAAACAAGGAAUUGGAGUCUACCCACGCCACCCGGGUCCAGUCACUUGAGGCUGAAUUGAAGGCGGUAAUUGAAAGCCACGCUCGUGAGAUUGCUACGCAUACCGAGGGUCGCGAAAAGGAGACUGCCGAACUUCAGAAUGAAUUCAAAGAGACUCAGGCGAAGUUGCAAGCCGAGCUUUCCGCUUUGCAGAGUUCUAGCAAAGCUGAUGCCGAGCUUCACGAGCAGCAAAUUGCCGAACUGCAAAAUGGCUUUAAAGAGACCAAGGCCAAAUUACAGGCUGAGAUUGAGGCUGCGCAAACUGCCAAGGCCGCUGAGUUCGAUGCCGAGCACGGAAAGGCAAUUGAGCAGCUUCUAACUAUGCACGAGUCCAAGCUGUCUGGCCUUAAGGAGGAGCUCGAAGCUUCUAACAAGAGCAAGAUUGACGAUCUCCAGAAGGCUCACGAGGCAGCCCUGGCCAGUGUCAACCAGCAGUUGUCUCAAGCUAAGGCUGCUGUCCAAGACACCUCCGCUCUGGAUGACUUGAAGGCCAUGGUCGCUGAUCUGCAGUCCAAGCUUGCUGACUCUGAGAAGGCCCACCUUGCGGUACAAGAAUCUGCCACCACUGCUUCCAGGGAAAUCGAGGGUCGUUACUCAGCUGAGCUCGCCAAGAUCCAGGCUGAUCAUGCUGCACUUGGAGAGAAGUACCAAGCCGCCGUCGCCCAGGUGGGUGAACUCGAGAAGCUUGCCAAGGACUCGGACGGCCAGAAAUCGCACCUCGAGUCGAUCAUGAAGCAGCUCUCUGAAUCCCGCGAUCAACUUCUCAAGGUCAAGGCGGAUAACGCUGCCAUCUCCGACUCGCUUGUUGAUUGCAAGAACCAAAAUAAGACCCUGUCCGAGAAACUUGAAGCUGGCGAACGCGACCUGAACGAUCAGAUCGACAAGAACAUGGGUCUCCUCAACCAGCUUGGCGACGUUGAUUCCGACAUCUCUGCCAGCCGGCGACGGGUCCGCGAACUCGAAACCGAGCUCGCAGUUCUGAAGGCGGACAGUGGCGAGAAGAGCAGCUCUUCGGGCUUGGAGGCUAGCCGAUGGGCGACAGCUGAUGAGGGUAGCGAGAACGCUGAAGAUGGGGGUCCAGCCACAACGGAAGGUGAGGACCUAGGCCCAUCCAUUGAGGGAACGAUGGCAAGCAUCCAGGAACAGCUUAAGCACAUCCGAACAGCCAAUGAUGAUUGGUACAGCGAGCAUCACAGACUCAUUGGCGAACUUGCCCAACUCUCCCGGCAAGCAUCCUCCGAGUCUCUCAGCCCCUCGACCACACCUAAUUCCGAAGUCCCACCAGCCCCCGAGCCAGAACCUGCUCGCACCCGCGCAGCAACAGUCUCAUUUUUCAGUAAACGCUGA